This is a messenger RNA of Miscanthus lutarioriparius, 1548 nucleotides long. The record is from the annotation of a GenBank genome assembly. NCBI's taxonomy places the organism in Eukaryota, Viridiplantae, Streptophyta, Magnoliopsida, Poales, Poaceae.
AUGGCGGCGCCGCUCGCCCCCAUCACUGCCGCGGCGGUGCUCCGCCUCGGGAGCCGAGGCCUCCGCCACCGCCACCACAUCCUCCUCGCCUCGCUCCGCCCCUGCUCCUCCGCUCCCCCGCCCCAUCGUUCCGCCGUCCCGGCCGCUGCACGCCGGCUCCCAACGCUCCCGCCGCCUCCUCGCCGCCUCGCCCGCACUCUUGCCGCCUCUGCGGCCACGGCCGUCUCCGAGGGCCAGACGGAUUUAGUGUCUGGCUCAACAACUUCAAGCAAGGGACGCAUCUACCACGAGACAUAUGGUUGCCAAAUGAAUAUAAAUGGCAUGGAGAUUGUGCUUUCUAUCAUGAAAAAUGAAGGUUAUGAUGAAAUUGUCCCUGACCCCGAGAGCGCAGAGAUAAUAUUUAUCAACACCUGUGCCAUCCGCGACAAUGCAGAGCAGAAAGUUUGGCAACGUCUCAACUACUUUUGGUUUUUGAAAAGGGAAUGGAAAACUAAUGUUGCUGAAGGUAGAUCAAAAUCUCUGCGGCCUCCCAAGAUUGCUGUCCUGGGGUGCAUGGCAGAGCGACUGAAGGAGAAAAUACUUGAUUCUGAUAAGAUGGUUGAUGUUGUUUGUGGACCUGAUGCAUAUAGGGAUUUGCCUAGGUUGCUCCAGGAAGUCGAUUACGGCCAUAAGGGUAUGAACACACUUCUAUCACUUGAGGAAACUUAUGCUGAUAUCACCCCAGGAAAGGUCUCGCCCAGUGUCUUCUAUUGUCGCGAGGUUGGUGAGCUGUGGAAAGCUGGUGUGAAGGAGGUAAUGCUUCUUGGUCAGAAUGUUAACAGUUACAAUGACACUUCUGAAGUAGAAGAGUUGGAGCCUGGCCAAAACUGGCAACUCAGUGAAGGAUUUUCCAGCAUGUGCAAGGUGAAGAAUAUGGGAUUGUGUUUUGCUUAUCUCCUGGAUCGAUUAUCUUUGGAAUACCCUGAAAUGCGGUUCAGGUUUACUUCACCACACCCAAAGGAUUUCCCAGAUGAGCUACUGUAUUUGAUGCGGGAUAGGUAUAACAUCUGCAAUCUUAUUCACUUACCAGCACAAACAGGCAGUACAGCAGUGCUGGAGCGAAUGCGGAGGGGUUACACUCGAGAAGCAUACUUAGAACUUGUGCACAAAAUUCGUAAUGUCAUUCCUGAUGUUGGGCUAAGCAGUGAUUUCAUAACCGGCUUUUGUGGAGAGACAGACGAUGACCAUGCUGAAACCCUCAGCCUUGUAAGGGCUGUUGGAUAUGAUAUGGCUUACAUGUUUGCAUAUAGCAUGAGAGAAAAGGCUCAUGCUCACCGGAAUUAUGAGGAUGAUGUCCCCGAAGAUGUCAAGCAGAGGAGACUCACAGAACUAAUCAACACCUUCCGUGAGACCACAAAGAAGAACUACGAUUCUCAAAUUGGUACAGUGCAGCUUGUUCUUGUCGAGGGACCCAAUAAGCGUGCUCCCAAAACGGAGCUGACAGGGAAGACUGAUAGGGGGCAUAAGGUGUCAUUUGCCAUUGUCCCUGUACCACACGCUCGAAGGUGA